Messenger RNA from Gekko japonicus, 2217 nucleotides. RefSeq names its product cytochrome P450 2G1-like. The transcript is spliced from 10 exons. Gene Ontology annotation, cellular component: intracellular membrane-bounded organelle; cytoplasm. The record is from RefSeq and is a predicted model, not a curated record. Gene Ontology annotation, biological process: xenobiotic metabolic process. The coding region runs from base 471 to 1952 and encodes 493 amino acids. Gene Ontology annotation, molecular function: iron ion binding; heme binding; oxidoreductase activity, acting on paired donors, with incorporation or reduction of molecular oxygen, reduced flavin or flavoprotein as one donor, and incorporation of one atom of oxygen. Lineage: Eukaryota; Metazoa; Chordata; Lepidosauria; Squamata; Gekkonidae.
GGUUAUCCUUUAGCUCCAAGAGGACACCUAAAAACUAACAGAUUUCUCGAAGCAGAAGCUUUCCUGGGCAAGGGACCCCUUCCUCAGACGCACAAAGUCUCCUGGAUUCUGACAACGACCCUGCAAAGUGGGCAGCCGGUUUUAGUGCGACAACGGAUGGGUUCUGUGGCAUCCACCCCUUGCCAGGCAAGCAUUCCACCGCCUCUCCUGUUCUUCCCGGCAGCCAGUCGGCAAAGCUGGCCGUACAGAUAGUCAGAUCAGCCAAUCUAACAAAUUCUGUCCUUUGCCCAGCUUCCACUGGGAGAGGAGCAGGCAGGCACUUUGGGUUCCCAGAAUGCCACGCUGAAGAGUUCCACGAGGCAAGCCAAGUGAAAUUGCUCCAGGGAGAGAGAACUGGCAGACCCUUUCCUGCCCUUUGCGGUCAACGUAAACAGAAGAAGAGACAGAAGAGAAGCGGGCAAAGGAAUGAGAUGCCAAAGGAGAGAGCAACAUUUAUCCGGCUGGAGGGAGACCAAGAGGAAGCUCUCAUCUCAGCAUGGAGCCGAACGGCGAGGAGGAGGCAGCUCCCCCCAGGCCCCGCACCCCUCCCCGUUUUGGGCAACUUGCUGGAACUGAAGGCCCACGACAUCCUGAAGUCCUUCAAGAAGCUGAGAGAUCAAUAUGGGCCCGUCUUCACGGUCCACUUGGGCCCUCGGCAGGUGGUCGUCCUCUAUGGCUACGAGGCAGUCAAGGAAGCCCUGGUGGAUCACGCUGAAGAGUUCAGUGGCAGGGGUCACUUGGCCACCGUGGAUGACUUCGUCCAGGGUUUCGGGAUCGCUUUUGCCAACGGGGAGCGGUGGAGACAGCUCCGACGGUUCACCCUCGGCACCUUGCGCAAUUUUGGGAUGGGGAAGCGGUCUAUCGAGGAGCGGAUCCAGGAAGAGGCCCACUUCCUUGUGGAGGAGUUCCGGAAAACCAACGGCUCGGCCUUCGACCCCACGUUCUUCCUCAGCCGCUCCGUCUCCAACGUCAUCUGCUCCAUCGUGUUCGGCCGACGCUUUGACUACCAGGACAAAGACUUCCUGACCUUGCUGGCCAAGAUAAACGAGAACUUUGUGGGCAUGAGCGCCGCCUCAGGUCAGCUGUACGAGAUGUUUUCAUGGAUCAUGAAGUUCCUGCCAGGUUCCCACCAGCAGUUAUUCAGGAACCUCAAAGACAUUUGUGAUUUUGUGGCUGAGAGGGUCAAGGUGAAUGCGGCCUCUCUUGACCACAACGAUCCCCGGGACUUUAUCGACUGUUUCCUCAUCCAAAUGGAAAAGGAAAGCCAAAACCCGUCAAGCGAGUUUCACCUCAAGACCAUGGUCAUGACCGUCCUCAACCUGUUCAUUGCUGGGACGGAGACCGUGAGCUCCACGCUCCGGUGGGGAUUCCUGAUCCUGAUGAAGUAUCCAGAGGUACAAGCCAAAGUGUUCCAAGAAAUUGAUGACGUGAUCGGGAAAAACCGCGUGCCAGCUGUCGAGAAUCGGGCCCUGAUGCCGUACACAGAGGCCGUGAUCCACGAGAUCCAGCGGUUUAGCGAUGUCAUUCCUAUGAACCUCCCUCACGCCCUCACCAAGACGAUGCAAUUCAGGGGGUACACCUUGCCCAAGGGAACAAACAUCUUUCCCUUGCUUACCUCCGUGCUGCGAGACCCCGGCAGCUUCAGCGACCCAGAGAAGUUCAACCCGGGCCAUUUCUUGGACAAAGACGGGCACUUCAAGAAGAACGAGGCCUUCAUGCCCUUCUCCACAGGCAAACGCAUCUGUGCCGGGGCCGGCCUGGCCCGCAUGGAGCUGUUCAUCUUCCUCACCUCCCUGCUGCAGAAUUUCACCCUCCGGUCUCCUGUCGACCCCAAGGACCUCGACCUCACCCCGCCCGUGAGAGGGUUUGCAAACAUCCCGCCCACCUACCAGCUCUGUGCCCUUCCACACUGAGGGCAGAGCGGGCAAGAAGGGGGCGGGAGGAGGACGAGAAAGGUCAAACACGAUUGGUGAUUCUGGGAGGCAGGAAACCUGGGUGGGGGAGCGGAUGGGCAGCUGUCAAGAGCUGCAGCGGCUGAAUCAACCAGCACUGAAUAGAACGUUGUUAGUGGGGGUAUAUAUUUAGGGUGUUGCCACAAUUUUGUGGCAAAACAGAUCUCUAGGAUGGAAGACCUAAUCUACGUCAUCCUAAGGUGCAAUCUGUGAAGCCACCUUGAAC